AUGUGCUCUUUGCUGACUUCGAAUGCACGACACUAUAGCUAUGAAUGCAAGUCGACAACCCAAGAUCGACCCUAUGUAUCGAGGCCUUCGCGGACACAGCAGUUGCAGAAUCCCGACCUGGUACCGAAGUUGAAGAAUGAGACCAUGGUUGAUAUAACGGCAAGGACCACCGGACUUGCAGAUGAAAUUAUAGCGAAGCAAGAGCAAGAACGGGGUAGAAAACGAGAUCUUGACGGCGAGGAAUACGGUCAAUCCUCCAAACGGCCGAGAUCUCUAUCGUCACGAUCAUCGAUCUCCGUAUCAACCAUCUCUACGGACCGUUCUCGAUCAGGAUCGCCAGAAUACCGAACCAGAUAUAGCCGUCCAAGGGACGAGGAGCGAAAUAAUGACCCAUCAGCAUCUAUCACAAAUAAGCCCAGUCAACGGAAACGACGCUACAGUGAUGCUUCGGCGUCAGAUUCUUCGGCUUCAGUUGCGCAGCCGCGGCGAUCACGGGAUGUGAGUACAGAUGCGGAGCGAAAUACUCGCAGAAAGCGACGAGAAUAUAGCCCACCCGAAAGAGGUCGAAAGAGAGACUCGUCUACUACUCGCGGAAGUCGGAGAUAUCAGUCGCAAAGUCGGAGUCAAGAGAGAGGCCGCAUCGCUCGAGAGAGACGCUCGAUGACACCAAGCAAACAGCAACGUCAGAGGUCUCCUCCCCCUAGGGAUAGGGCGCCGCAAAGAGAAGAGCCACAACGAGCGCCGCGAGACAGGAGUCUGAGCCCGUUUAGCAAGCGGCUUGCCCUCACUCAAGCUAUGAACUUGGGUCGAUAA
This is a messenger RNA of Talaromyces marneffei, 813 nucleotides long. RefSeq lists its product as uncharacterized. The transcript is spliced from 2 exons. NCBI's taxonomy places the organism in Eukaryota, Fungi, Ascomycota, Eurotiomycetes, Eurotiales, Trichocomaceae. The record is from RefSeq and is a predicted model, not a curated record. Bases 1 to 813 code for a protein of 270 amino acids.